AUGUCUCGCAGAAAAUCGAAUAUGGCCACGAGCAACUCCAACGGAGACGGGGGUCAGGAAAAGCAGAAGAUGCUGUUGUCCUCUGAGCACGGCCACUUUAGCUUGGUCAAGGCCCUUCACCUCGCUGAUUUGGUCACGGAGCUCAACGUCAUGUCCGUGUUUUCGUCAAUGCGCUACUGUCUUGGUGACCAAUCUGAUUACAGUGCGAUGUGGGCUGCUCUCGGCUUCAUGCCAUUCGGUCUUUUCUUCGACUUCAUGGAUGGCAAGAUUGCCCGGUGGCGCAAGAAGUCUUCGCUGAUGGGUCAGGAGCUGGAUUCACUCGCUGAUUUGAUCUCUUUCGGUCUCUCUCCCGCAGCGGCCGCAUUUGCAAUCGGUAUUCGUACCUCGCUUGAUCACUUCCUCCUCGCCUUUUUCGUUCUCUGCGGCUUGACCCGCUUGGCUCGUUUCAAUGUCACCGUGGCCGUCUUGCCAAAGGACAAGACUGGAAAGUCAAAGUACUUUGAAGGCACUCCCAUUCCCACGACUCUGUCCAUUGCAUCUCUGAUGGGAUACUGGGUGUCCCAAGGCUGGACUCACGAAAAUAUUCCUCUUGGAGUCGCUGCUCAGGGUACCAUUUUCGAGUUUCACCCUGUUGUUCUGUUGUUUGUGUUGUCCGGCUGCUUGAUGGUCAGCAAAACGAUACACAUUCCUAAGCCUUAA
Molecule: messenger RNA, 699 nt
Organism: Penicillium diatomitis
Lineage: Eukaryota; Fungi; Ascomycota; Eurotiomycetes; Eurotiales; Aspergillaceae
Product: CDP-diacylglycerol-serine O-phosphatidyltransferase
Exons: 5
Coding region: 1-699 (232 amino acids)
Biological process (GO): phospholipid biosynthetic process
Cellular component (GO): membrane
Molecular function (GO): phosphotransferase activity, for other substituted phosphate groups
Source: RefSeq, a predicted model, not a curated record